Molecule: messenger RNA, 2376 nt
Organism: Brugia malayi
Lineage: Eukaryota; Metazoa; Nematoda; Chromadorea; Rhabditida; Onchocercidae
Exons: 14
Coding region: 1-2376 (791 amino acids)
Cellular component (GO): membrane
Source: RefSeq, a predicted model, not a curated record
AUGAAAUACAAUUAUGCAUUCAUUCAUUUCUUACUAUUACAACUACUUUCGUAUUCCAAUGCGAUAGCUUAUCAUUUAUCAUCAGAUGAUAACUUCAAAUGGUUAUCACCGUUUGAUAAUCGUAGUAAGUUAGCAGCAUUAUGCACUCAAAAUAAUCGACAAUUAGUUAUGCAUCGUUCUGGGAUAACAUUGCUUUAUCGUUUAUUUCAACAUGAUGCGUUAUGUUCACCUGAAAUUGAGCGUUACGUACCGUCACGUCAUAUUUCUUUGGUAUGGUUUAUGCAGGCGUUGCAAUACUGUGAAGUGAAUCACGUUUUAAAUUGGAAGAGACCUGAAAUUCAUUAUAAUCGAACAUUUCAAGUAUUAAUUACACGAGCUGCCUUUGCAUUGGUAUGUCAAGAAAUUAAUGAUAUAAAUCUUUAUGGAUUAAUGAAAUAUGCAGAUUUGUUUCGAAUUCUUUUCGAAGAUAACAAUACAGAUCGCAGAAUCAUCUGUCAACAAAUACAGAACACAAAUAACGAUUUAUUUCAACGUUGCCUUGCAGACAAACCAAAUAAUAAGCUAUAUCUUCUGAAUAAAAUGUGUUCUGGAAAUUCAACGUUGCGAUUAAUUAAAAUGAAUGUGCUUUUUCAACGGUUUGCCAGAAAUUGUCAUACGUUGCAUGAUUUUGUCAUUAAUAUGCUACCAAAAUAUUCAUCAUUUGGUGAAGCACUCUCAAAUGAUAUAUACUUUAUGAAUUUAUUAAGCAAUUAUCUCAUAUCAACAAUUAAUCGUGCUAGUCCAUUGCUAGAGAUUGUUUUGAAAACACGCCUUCAUCUUCAACUUUUUAGCAUUACAGCUGUUAAAUUGCAACGUGAACUGGACAAAGCUAACAUGUGUAUUCAACAACGAGAAGAGGAACAAUAUAUUUUGGAAAGCAGUAUUGAUAAUAGCAGUAGAAAUGGUUUUAUUUAUGAUAAUAACGAGAAUGAUAAUGAUAAAUUCAAUUAUUGUUCAUAUGAAGGAAAUCUGUUUGUCAGUGCACAGACAAAUGCAGAAAUUAGAACAAUUGCACGAUUUGCUGAAAUUGGUAUUUAUACAGAAACAUUUCUUUUAUUAUUAGUACUAAUUAUUACUAUAAUAUUAUUAUUAUUAUUAUGGAAAUCAUAUAAACAUUUAUCAACAGCAAUGGUGCUAUUCAUAUUUAAUAUCAUUUUUUCCAAUUCAUUAUUUAUCAUAUCAUUUGUUUUCUUACUUUCUCAAACAGUCAGUGAUAAAGCAUCUAAAGCACUAAGUGAUAUGGAUUUUGAUGGAACAAUUCCAGCAUCACUGGUUAUAACUGAAGCAUUAAAUGCAAAUUUAUUUGAAACAAAUAAAUUCAUUCAACAAAUGAUUCAAGAAACGCUUUAUUCAUUGGCACAAAAUGGUUCUCUUCUUGGCCUUACUAAUUUACUUGUUCUUGUAUUAGUUGUUAUUAAUCGUUCAAUGGCCGGUAAAUCAAUACGACUGUCACGGAAAUGUGUAAUUUCAAUUUUUUCACUUGUUUGGAUAUUUUUAUUCAUCACGCAUCUGUUAUUUUCAUCUCUGCAACUUACAGCAGUUCAUUUCAUCGGUCAAAUGUUCAACACGUUGAAGACACGUCGACGUGAUGUUCAGUGUAAUGAAAUAAGUUUGAUGUUAGCAGAUUACAAUAUUUUUGGUGAUCUUUGUGAUCGAAUUUCACCAUUUUACGAUUUUGGCGUUUAUUUAUUACGUGGUCAUACACUAUUUACGUUAACUUUCCUCAUAAUAGCAUUGAUAAUAUUUGUUGUGACAGUUUGCCAUCAUCGCAACGUACGUCGACAAAACAACGUAUUAAGCGGAGAAACACGUGAAUGUAAACCACAACGUCGACGUGAAAUGCUCUUUAACACACUUCUCCUAUCCAUUUGCGCAUAUUUUUUCUCAAUUGCUGGUCAAUCAUUUGUUGAAAUAGCUGUUUUCUGGGCGGAAAAUCGUGAAGAUGCAACGGAAUGGGCUCGUUGGUUUCAAUUAGCAAGAAUUACCGCAUUUGUUGACCCACUUUUCAAUCCGUUAUUGGUUAUAUUAAGGAUACCAACAUUAAGUGCUAAGUUACGGUGGAUUGGUCGUUAUAUUACCAAUGUGACAUUAUUAUUUUGUUGUCAUAAAAGAGCCAAGAAAAGAAAGCCAAAGCCAAAACGAAUAUUAGGAUCCGCUACCGGGGUGUCCUCAACUAGUCCUCAUAGUAUACAUUCCGAUGAUUUCUUUUCCAAGUUAUUAUGCCAUCGAAAUUUUCCAUCGAAAUUAUCAUCAACAUAUCGUCGCAGUAAUAGUGGUACUAUUGUUGGUAAUAGAUUUCAUGCAAGAGCACUUAAUUUUGUCCUUCAAGAUUUAUAG